AUGUCUCGGCGACCCGGGCAGGCUUCUGAGAUAUAUUUUCAGGAUAAACUGCCAGUUUUACCGAAGCCUUCGGCUGUUCCUGCGGCAACGACGGUGCUCCUUGACCGUCCGCCCUCUUCUGGCCCCCGACAGAUGGCACCGGCCGUGGCUCAGUCUGUCCUACGCCUGGCGGACGUCCGACGCCUCGAGACCCCGGAACCCCGAGAAUUCGCUCAGCUGGUCUGUUUAACUGAGGCCUUGACGACGUGCGAGUCGUCAGUCGUGUCGCCGAGUUGA
Molecule: messenger RNA, 276 nt
Organism: Protopolystoma xenopodis
Lineage: Eukaryota; Metazoa; Platyhelminthes; Monogenea; Polystomatidea; Polystomatidae
Source: the annotation of a GenBank genome assembly